Molecule: messenger RNA, 4491 nt
Organism: Sitodiplosis mosellana (orange wheat blossom midge)
Lineage: Eukaryota; Metazoa; Arthropoda; Insecta; Diptera; Cecidomyiidae
Product: unconventional myosin-VIIa-like
Exons: 8
Coding region: 1352-4231 (959 amino acids)
Biological process (GO): vesicle transport along actin filament; actin filament organization; sensory organ development
Cellular component (GO): vesicle; actin cytoskeleton; myosin complex
Molecular function (GO): actin filament binding; ATP binding; microfilament motor activity
Source: RefSeq, a predicted model, not a curated record
GUAAUGGUGCAACACAUGUCGACUUCAUUAAGCCGUAGACGUGGUGAGUGUUUAAAAUAAAUUGUGUAUGAGUUCUGUGAACCGGAUAAUGUUUUAUUGCAUCGUGAACAAUGCGGUUGAUAAAAAAAAAGGAGUACACCCAAUUGUAUUCGGUGUAUCAAGUGAAUAUUGCCAUUUUCGGUGCGUCUUUCCGUCACUGGGCGAUCAAUUCAGUGUCGUAACCAACACACUUGACAAGCGAUAAAUGACAACACAGCCGAAAGCAUAGCACAUUCACACCAGCUAUAUCACCUUAGAUAACACAACACCUCGAAUAAGUUUUCAAUCGUGUGCGAUUCUUCGUGUGUGCAAUUCAAUUCUAGAAGCUUGUAGGUGCGUUGCGUAUCAAUGUGUGCAUGUGAGAAUCGGUUGUGAACGAACGCUGUAUGUGAGCGAGAGAGAAUCGUAUGUUUUUCCUCUCCAGCUGGCUAAGUGAGCACAAUCGGUGCGAUUGUAUUGGUGUUUCAUAAUGAUGACAGUAGUCGUGCCCACAAACAAAAACACAUCGCGCGCGAGAAGAUUGAAACACAAUAGAGCCGAAUCAUAACAGCACACACAAACGACGACGACUACGACAACGGCUAACGAAAAAUUGAAAACAAUUAAAAUGAAAACAGUUUUUUUCUCUCUGUUCAGUUUCGCACGCAGUAUAGGAAUAGAUGCGCUACGAAGCAGAUCUCGACACUUGGCCGUUCACGUUUCAUUUUCAUUCGGCCUUUUCAAUUUGUCGAUAGCGGAACACAGAAAUCGUGCAGCGAGCGCCUUAAAUCACUCGAUAAUUUUUUUUAGAAUUUUUUCAUUCGACGCGAAAGAAAAAAGAACGAACGAAAAAUUAAAUUCGAAACAUUUUAAUUUGUCACGCUUGAACUAGUGCUUGAUUCUUUUUGCUCGGUGUUUGUUUUAGUUGUUUCUUCAAAAAUAUUUUACAUUUCGACACAUGAUAAGAGGUUGUAAUUUACAUUUCGUUAUCCCGCCAAGUGGUGCUCCGUUCGUUCCAUUUAGAAAGUGAUAAAUGGUGGGAAUCGCCGUUGUGUAAGAAAAUUUAAUGCUUGAAAUUAUGUAGCUGGCAUAAAUAAUUGCCGUUAAGUGCUAAUAAAUAAGUUUCGGUGUUCUAGUGUUCUAAACCAAUUGAUUUAAGAGAAAAAGAAAAAGAAAACAUAACGAACGAAACAAUUUUAAAGUUUGAUGGUGCGAUACACUUUCCGCUGGAAACGUGUCCAAUUUUAAGUAACAAAACAGAAAAAAAAAGUAUUUGUGUGGUUUCACCAAAGAAGAUGUUAUAGUCGAUUAGAAUUUCUCUUUGAACCAAAAAAUGGAUUACGCACACGAAAAAGGUCAAUGGGUUUGGAUAAAGCCACAGAAAAACACGGAAUUUACAACACCAAUCGGCUGUCAAAUCGUGCGAUUCGAUCGAGGCAAAGCAUUGAUUCGCAAUGAUGAAGGCGAAGAGAGCUGGAUCAAACCCGAUCAGAUCAUCAAAUCGAUGCAAAUUUCAUCUGUGUAUGGAGUCGAAGAUAUGAUAUCGUUGGGUGAUAUAAACGAGUGUGCCAUUUUACGAAACCUGCGUAUUCGAUACAAGGACAAACAAAUUUAUACAUACACGGGCACUGUGCUUGUUGCAGUGAAUCCGUAUGAAAACUUGUACAUUUACUCCAGGAACCUAAUCAAUGCGUACAAACAAAAGAAAAUGACCGAGUUACCGCCGCAUAUAUAUGCCAUAGCAAAUCUUGCGUACAGCAAAGUCAUUGAGGAAAAUCGGAAUCAAUGUGUUUUGGUGUCGGGCGAAUCGGGUGCUGGCAAAACGGAGAGUAUGAAAUUUAUACUGCAGUAUUUGGCGGCGAUCAGCAAACGACCGUCACCGAUUCAAGAGCAAAUUUUGGAGGCAAAUCCCAUACUUGAAGCGUUUGGCAAUGCAAAAACGGUGCGCAAUGACAAUAGCUCACGAUUCGGAAAGUAUAUUGACAUACAUUUCGAUACAGCGGGUGCAAUGAGAGGUGCUAAAUUCAAUCAUUAUCUAUUGGAAAAGUCGCGCAUUGUGUCGGUGAAUCGAAGCGAACGAAACUAUCACAUUUUCUAUAUGCUUUUGAAUGGGCUAACCGAUGAGGAACGAGACACGCUUGAACUCAACCCAAACAAUGCGUACAAUUAUCUAAGUGCUACCGAUGACACACCCGUUGGUAUCAAUGACACGUUAAUCGAUUUGGAGCGUCUUAAAAAUGCCAUGAAAGUGUUGUCGAUCAGCGAAUGGGAAAUGUGGCAAAUUUUCCAACUCUUAGCUGCACUUUUGCAUUUGGGCAAUUUACAGUACAAACGAAAAAUCAUCGAAAACAUCGACGCCACCGAGAUCCACGACAAUUUAAAUUCGUCUAGAGUUGCCCAUUUUUUGGGCAUUCCGAGAAGUGUGUUGUGCGAAUGCUUGACCCGACGAACACUCUAUGUUCACGAUGAACGAGUCGUGUCGAACAUUUCGAAGGAGUAUGCCAUGGAAAUACGAGAUUCUUUUGCCAAAACGAUUUACGGCCGCAUUUUCAACUGGAUCGUUCUUCGUAUCAACAGCACCAUCUCACGAUCCGCUUCGAAUGUUUCGAACAACGUUUCAUUGGGCGUACUGGAUAUUUUUGGUUUUGAGAAUUUUUCGUGCAAUAGCUUCGAGCAGCUAUGCAUUAAUUACGCCAACGAAUCACUUCAGCAAUUUUUCGUACAACAAAUUUUCAAGAUGGAGCAGAAUGAGUAUAACAAGGAGAAGAUAAUUUGGAAGAAUAUCACAUUCGUUGAUAACCAAAGUGUUUUGGAUAUGAUCGGCUUAAAGCCAUGCAAUAUCAUGUCGCUAAUUGAUGAAGAAUCCAAAUUUCCAAAGGGCACUGAUGCCACGCUUUUGAUGAAGCUCAAUGCGAACCACGGUUCAAAGUCAAUUUUUGUAAGGCCAUUCAGUGAUCAUGCCGUAUCGUUUGGUAUUCGACACUUUGCCGGCGUUGUGAUGUACUACUCCAAAGGAUUUUUGGAGAAAAACCGUGAUACAUUUGGUGCUGAUCUCAAGGAAUUGGUUGCCCAAUCGAAUAAUGCAUUCUUGUUGAGCUUAUUCGAGAAGAAUAGUGCAUUGGAUUCGGGCAAAAAGACGAUGACAUUAUCACUGCAGUUCAAAAAUUCGUUGGAUGAGCUAAUGAAGACGCUGACCGCUUGCAAUCCAUACUUUGUGCGAUGUAUUAAGCCAAACGACUCCAAAAAGUCGAAUAUGUUUGAUAAUGAGCUGUGUGUUCGUCAGCUGCGAUACACUGGAAUGCUUGAAACGGCACGCAUACGCGCCUUGGGCUAUCCUAUUCGGCACACAUUCAAAGAAUUUGUCCAACGCUAUCGUUUGCUAAUGCCUUCAAUUGCUCAGUCACCCGAAACAAAUGUCUAUUAUCGGGAUUUGUGUAAGCGAAUGUGUGCCAAUUUGUUGAAAUUUAAUCCACACUAUCAACUGGGCCAAACGAAAGUCUUCUUAAAGUAUGACCAAGACGGUUUUCUUGAGGCUGAGCGAGAAAAGGCGUACCUAAAAUAUGUGAUGAUUUUACAGCGAUUUACGCGUCGUGUUCUGCUGAAAAUAUGGUUAAAUCGACGGAAACGGGCAGCAAUUGUGAUUCAGAGUAAUUGGCGUCGAUACCGUGCUCGUCAGAAAUUCCUUCGUUUACGCGAUGCAAUUGAGCGAUUACAAGCGCGAAUUCGAUCACGUCGACAGGCUUACGCUUAUGAAAAAUAUAACAAAAAUAUCAUCCGCAUUCAGUCUUUGUGUCGCGGUUUCCUGGCGCGCAAAGCAUAUACCAUUCGUAAAGUACAAAUCCAAAAACAGAAAUACGAAGAAGAAAUCCGUCGCCGUCAAAUGGAAGCUAUGAAAGCAGUUAAGAGGUCGGCACCGCGACCACCGUCCUGCGUAGAAAUCAAUAACAAAAAGAAUGAGCUGCCAGUUCGAGUUGAGGAGCGAUUGAAAAAUGAAUACGACAUCGAAGCCACACAGAUCAUUGACGAUGUGUUUGAAUUUUUGCAGCAUGCAGCCGAUGAAAAUGUGGAUUUGUCACAGAAACGCACCAGCAACGUCAGCAAAAUGAUAUUGAAUUUUGAGGCUGAAAGUCGCGUGAAGAAAUCGAUUCCAACUAAACUUCUAUCGCGACCCGUCAAUUUUUACAGCUACGAUAAUUUCGAUUCAAGACUCUAGCAUAUAUAGUUCGACCGCUUUUCUUUAGCAUUAGAAAUGUAAAUAAACAUCGAUAAUCUUAGGCAACAUGUUUAGAGCUUAGAUUAAGAUAUAGAUAAUCUAUGAACGGACCAAAUAUAACUGUUACUUACUUUUUUUUCACUUCUUACCAAUUUGACACAUUGUAACACAUUUUAUCAUCAAAGAAAUCAUAUCAACUCAGCCAAAUUUACACUUGAUAAUAAAAAAAAAGAAACACAUGAUUAUUUUCUUCUUAUAAA